CCGUAGAGCAAGGUUGGCGGCUCUCGGCCAAGCAGGCUUCAUUGAUCAUCCAGCUUGCUGUUGUGAACACUCUACCGCCCCUCGGCAUCCUUUGCGGUAGCCUCUUUCGUCUCGCUUCUUCCCUCUAAUCACAGUUUCUGAGAUUUACUUGCCUUCAAAAUCCUCCCUUCUGCGACAGCGCACCACGCGAGACGUUUAUCGAUCUACAUCUCUGCAAUCCCAGUGCCGGUAUCAACACCAUGAAUAUCCUCGAGUAUAUGUUCGGCAAGCGCAUGACGCCGGCCGAGCGUCUGCGGAAGAAUCAGCGCAUGCUGGACAAGGCGAUAAGGGAGCUUGACCAGAUGCGUGUGAAACUGGAGAAGCAAGAAAAGACAUUGAUCGGACAGAUCAAGCAGAGUGCGCAAAAGGGUCAAAUGGGCGCCUGCAAAAUCCAGGCCAAGGAUCUCGUUCGGACUAGAAGGUAUAUCGAGAAGUUUUAUUCCAUGAAAAGCCAGCUUCAGAAGAUCUCUCUUCGAUUGCAGACAUACCGCACCAACGAGCAAAUGAUGCAGGCAAUGAAAGGAGCUACGGUAGCCUUGGGGAGCAUGAACCGGUCGAUGAACCUCCCCGCCCUGCAGCGAAUCGCUAUGGAAUUUGAGCGAGAGAACGACGUGAUGGAGCAAAGGCAAGAGAUGAUGGACGAUGCGAUCGACGACGCCAUGGAUGUGGGCGCGGAAGAAGAAAGCGAGGAGGUUGUGGAACAAGUCUUGGAGGAGAUUGGCGUUGACCUGAACUCAGCGGUACGUGGGACCCUACCCUGCCGGCCUCAUGGGGGUUUGUCCGUCGACAGCCCGAGUGGUGCUAACGAAGCAGAUACAGCUCGGAGACACGCCCGUCGGAGUGCAAUCGAAUGCGGUGCAAGAACAGAAGGUAGCGCAGGCCAUCGGGGGCGAUGGAGGCAUGGGGGGUAGCAGCGGGGCGGACGAUGAACUUCAAGCCCGACUAGACAGUCUCAGGCGAUAAAAGGGGAGCCGUGAUAGCCAGCUAUGACUUGGAAGUUGCGGCAUGGGGCAGGGAAUCAUUUGUGCGUCUUCUACCACCAACAAAGGCGUUUUGGAGUUUAUGGAGAAAUUCUUUUGUGUGUACAGGUCAGGCACGCACUUCUGCUGGCGUUUGCCUGCAUUGUUGUAGCCAUGCAGGCAUGUCGGAUGAUGUGGAGGAUGCUACUCUUGGGGCCGGUUACGCUGGGCAUAGAGAUGUGUUUACUUGACAAGUUUACAGUAAGGUACCUUACCUACCUUAGGUAGGUAGCUACCUUAGAUGUGACGAUUUCCGCGGAGAAGCAUCAGAGUCCCCCUUACCAAGGCAAAAUAAUGUUAGUGGUUCCUAUCCG
Molecule: messenger RNA, 1372 nt
Organism: Sodiomyces alkalinus F11
Lineage: Eukaryota; Fungi; Ascomycota; Sordariomycetes; Glomerellales; Plectosphaerellaceae
Product: Snf7-domain-containing protein
Exons: 4
Coding region: 240-950 (236 amino acids)
Biological process (GO): protein transport; late endosome to vacuole transport; endosome transport via multivesicular body sorting pathway
Cellular component (GO): ESCRT III complex; multivesicular body
Source: RefSeq, a predicted model, not a curated record